AUUAAACUGCGAAUUAUUUUUUUCAAUUCCAAACCAUAGUCUGCGAAUGAGUAUCGAAAACGAGGUGAAAUCCAGUGGAAGGCGACGGAUCGAUGCUGCGUCCUGCUGUAAAUCGUGAUAAAAUCUGCGUUCGAUGAAAUUUUCAACAGUCCCCUGAAUAAUUUACACGCGGAACUCGACACGCGACAGCCGAUAAAGCUCGACGCUUCGCGUACCAACGAAUCAGUACGUUUCAACUCUGCUGGAAAGAAAACUCUACCUCGCCAUGUCCAGAAGAUUCGGCAAUAAGAACGAGGAAUUUUUUUAUUUUAAUACCAAUCGCAACGGUAAAAUUCCGAAACGAUUGACCAGCAAAACUAUCAACGUGAACGCGAAAUCGGUUGCGGAGAAAUCGCCGGAAAUGGAGAAGAAAAUUCUAACUCCGCAAGAUGUUAUCAAUGAUUUCUUGGAGAGCACGUCCGUGCAUGGAUUGCAGUACUUUGCUAAAAUAGAUAUCAGGGUUGGAAUCUUGGGGAAGAUUCUGUGGACCUGCGCCAUGCUCACUGGAUUUGUCUGUAGGCGAGGCUCCCUUUUUAUUACGGAUCGCGUUGAACUUCGCAGGGUGAUUAGCAUAUGUUUUGUUUCAGGUUUAAGCCUGAUGGUGGUGCAGUUUCUGACCCGCUAUAGGGAAAAUCCAACCAACACCUACAUCAAAACUUUCACCGCCCCGAUAUUCGAUGUGCCGUUUCCGGCUGUGACCGUUUGCCCGCUCACCCCCGUAUCUCUUCGCAAGCAGUUGAAGAUUUUGGACAGCGCUAUUUUGCCCGAGAACAUGAGCAAGGAACUGGCGAUGGAAUUUUUGAAACGUGGUCGGCAAAUAACGCUUCCCUACAUGGCGAAAACGUUCGAGCACUCCGAUAAAUUUCAAUCAUUCUUGGAAGCGAAUAAAUGGAGCGUAUUGGACUUUCUCAAGGUUUUAUACCCUUGCGACGAAAUUUUCGAAUCGUGUCGGUGGAACAGCGAACGCACAGACUGCGAUAAAAUCAUCAAGUACGCUCAGAGCUCUUACGGUUUGUGCUGCUCCUUUAAUUAUGUUCUGGAGAAGUACGUGGGACGCGAUAAAACGCAACCAAAAAUAAUACCACAAAGCUCGGUUGGUUUUGGUCCAUGGAGUGGUUUGAAGCUGGUGAUAAGGAAGGAAAUACUUAGCUCUGCUUUAGAGGACAAGAAUGGAACUGUGAAUCUGAGCAACGAUGGUGUCGGGCUACUUAUACAUCACAGCAUGGAGUAUCCGGGACUCAAUACCAAUUUGUAUGUUUUACAACCUGGACACAAUUUAGAGGUCGCCAUACAACCAACCAUGAUUAAGAAACCAGCCGGAAUGUACCAUCGCACCAUGGAAGGCAAAUUAGUCCCUGUCUGCAUACCGAAUGAGGAAAACAAUCUGGAAUAUUUACCGGUCUAUCGAUAUUCAAACUGUUAUGCGAAUUGUAGAAUCAAGGCCAUGUUAAAUAUUUGUGGAUGCUUACCAUACACCUACGACUAUUUAACUUUUCAUCAUAAAGUCAAUCAAUGCGAUACGAAUGGAUUAAUCUGUAUCCAAGAGAACAUGAAAUUCAUCGCCAUCGUGAAAGACAGUGAGAACCAAAAUUUCUCGUGUUUCUGUAGAACAUCGUGUAAUAAUGUAGACUACGAAAGUUUUCCUAAUAUCAUAUCUCAGAUUCAUACAGGUGACUCGCCGUUUAACAACGGAUCGGUCAGAAACGCCGUUUUGACGGUCUUCAUGGACUUGCAGUCUCACCUGGUAUUGGAAACGCUCCCGGCUGCCGACGAGAUCUACCUUUUAGCAUCGAUAGGAGGAAUCUUCAGUCUCUUCCUCGGAUGCAGCUUCCUCAGUUUAGUGGAGAUCAUUUACUUCGCCGGUUUACUCUGUCGUGCGAUUUUCUUGAACCGUAAAGCUAAAAUCGCCUCGCAACGGGAACAAACAACGCGGGAUAAUUUUAUAAAACGACGCACUUAUUGAUUCCCAAUAAAUUCAUUCGGUUAAUAAGCAGGCUAUUGUGUAACACUCUCCACCGAAACGGAACAAGCAAGAAUCUGGAGCAAUUUAAUCUAUUUCGAGCGAUUACUGGAGCGCCGUCAUCUCGCGUUCAUCCAACCUCAUAAAAAUAUUUACUACCUU
Messenger RNA from Osmia lignaria (orchard mason bee), 2161 nucleotides. RefSeq names its product sodium channel protein Nach. Gene Ontology annotation, cellular component: plasma membrane. NCBI's taxonomy places the organism in Eukaryota, Metazoa, Arthropoda, Insecta, Hymenoptera, Megachilidae. Gene Ontology annotation, biological process: sodium ion transmembrane transport. Gene Ontology annotation, molecular function: ligand-gated sodium channel activity. The record is from RefSeq and is a predicted model, not a curated record.